Molecule: messenger RNA, 2485 nt
Organism: Eublepharis macularius
Lineage: Eukaryota; Metazoa; Chordata; Lepidosauria; Squamata; Eublepharidae
Gene: RGL2
Product: ral guanine nucleotide dissociation stimulator like 2
Exons: 17
Coding region: 16-2430 (804 amino acids)
Biological process (GO): positive regulation of GTPase activity; Ras protein signal transduction
Cellular component (GO): plasma membrane
Molecular function (GO): guanyl-nucleotide exchange factor activity
Source: RefSeq, a predicted model, not a curated record
CGUGCAAGAAACACCAUGCGAGAGCGAGGAAGGGAAAGCGCCCGCCGCCGGCAGUCAACAGCCCGAGGGAGGGGGGCAAAAGGGCCCCCGCUUGUCGGCCGCCGGUUGCAGCUGAUGCCAAGCGCCCCCCCCCCCCCGGCCGCCCGGAGCCAUUGCCCGCCUGCAGUCCAGCCCGCCCUCCCGGGCUCCAGCGCCGGGCUUUGCCGCGUGUCCGGCCUCCGGUUUCCCGUCCUGCCGCUCCUGGCUCCCUUCCCGGCCAGCUCCGCUUCCGGACUUUCCGCCCUGCCGCUGCCCCAGCGGAGACGGGCAUUGGCGGCUGCGAGCGCCCCCCUGCCCCCGGCCGGGCCCUCCCCACGCAGCCAGGCGCCGGCGACGCAGUGGGAAGAGGCGGCCGACGGGGCGAUCUACGCCGUGAGCUGCCGCUCCUCGGCGGGGGGCCCGGCGGCGUCGGAGGGCGGCCCGGGGCAGUCGCGGGCGCUGAAGGCGGGCUCCCUGCCGCGGCUGGUGCAGCACCUGCUGGAGGCGCCGGCGCUGGGCGACCCCUGCUACGUGCCCGCCUUCCUGGCCACCUUCCGCACCUUCGCCGCGCCCCGCGUCGUCCUGGUGCUGCUGCUGGACAGGCUCCAGGCGGUCUCCGAGGAGCAGGGCAGCCCCGAAAGCGCGGAGCUGCAGCGUGCGCUGGGAUCUCUGCUUUGCUCCUGGCUGGAUGGGUACCCUGAGGACUUCGUGGGUCUGGAGCCCGGCCUGCGGGACCAGCUCGUGGGCCGCCUGUGCUGGGCCCUCGGGAGCGGCUCGGAGCAGGAGAAGAGGCUCACAAGGACCCCCACCGAGGGAGCCCCGGUGGCGAGGGAGGAGCCGGAGGAAGACGAGGCCGUGGUGGAGGAUGAGGACCCCGAUCCCCAUUACAUCCUGGGCCUCCAGGCAGACGAAGUGGCCGCCCACCUCACCGCCCAGGACGCUGAGCUCUUCCUGCGCCUGGUUCCCCACGAGUGCUUAGGCUCACUCUGGUCUCAGCGCGACAAGAAGGGCAAUGAAGGAACCUGCCCCACCGUCCGGGCCACAGUGGCCCAGUUCAACCGGGUGACCAACGCCGUCGUCGCCUCCUGCCUGAGCGACACAGGGCUGCGUGCCUCACAACGGGCCCGGCUCCUGGAGAAGUGGAUCCGGGUGGCAGAGGAGUGCCUCUCCCUCCGGAACUUCUCCGCGCUCUACGCUGUGGUCUCUGCCCUCCAGUCAACCCCGCUGCAUCGUCUCAAGCGGACCUGGGAGGAGACGUCCAGGGACUGUGUCCACUGCUACGAGGAGCUCAGUGCCAUCUGCUCAGAGGAGGACAACUACCGCCAGAGCCGCCGGCUCCUCUUUCAGGAAGGCUGCCCUAGCGCUGAGCCCGCCCAGCGGAGGCACCAGCAGAAGGCUCCGGAGCAGCGCCCCAUGGGCGUGGUCCCGUAUCUGGGCACUUUCCUGAAGGACUUGGUGAUGCUGGAUGCGGCCACACGAAAACGACUGGAGAACGGAUACAUUAAUUUUGAGAAGCACCGCAAGGAGUUCGAAAUCUUGACCCAGCUGCGUCUCCUGCAGGCCGCCUGCCGCAACUACGCGCUGAGGCGUGACCGCGCUUUCCAGCGGUGGCUGCAGCGCCUGCCCCGCCUCACCGAGACUCAAAGCUACCAGCUGUCAUGCGCCAUUGAGCCACUAGGGGACGGAGGGGCCCCCACCAGACCCAUCAAGCCUUCCGUGGUCAUCACCCAGUGCACAGACCUUCUCAGCUCGAUUGGGAUGGGCACACCGGUGGCCAGGGACAAGCCCAGCUCCUCCCAGGCACCACCUGACCUGCUGCUGUCCCCUUCUUCCUCCCUGGCCCAGCAGGUGAAGUGGCCCUCGGUCUCCGCUCUCGACAGAGCCCCAGAGGACGACACACCCUCCUUGCCCGCGGGCCUUGCCCCACCUCCUGCCACUGGUGGUGGCUUCAUCCGCGGGCACCGGCGCUCGGCUUCCUGCGGGUCAGCCUAUCCCACAGCCCCCGCGCCAGGGAGCGCUUCCGCCUCCGAGUGCCGCAUCAUUCGCGUGCGCAUGGAACUGCACAACGGCACCCUCUACAAGAGCAUCGUGGUGACGAGUCAGGACAAGGCACCGGCCGUGAUCACGAAGGUGCUGGAGAAACACAGCCAGGACCGGGGCCUGGCCCCCAGCUACGAACUGGUGCAGCUCCUGCCAGAAGGCCGAGAGUUGGCCUUCCCUCCCACGGCCAACGUCUUCUAUGCCAUGAACAGCUCAAGCCUCGACUUUGUGCUACGACGCAAGUGCCCACGGGGCUCCACGCCCCCUCCGCUGCCUCCUCCCCGGACCCCAGUGCCGCGAGGCACAGAUGUCAACGCUACUUUCCCAAAGAUCAAAGCCACUGGGCGCAGGAUCGCCAAGGCCCUCUUCUGAGAUGGAGACCGGCAUGCCCCCGUCAUUGUUGCCAGCCUGUACCGGGUGCUGUUGG